GGUCUCCGGAGCGGAGUGAGUGUAUGAGUGAAUGAGUGAGUGUGACCGAUGUGAUCUGCCAACGGGACAAGAAUUCAGAGCGACAACAAUCUGGAGGAGUGGACGAGCGUUUCCACGCCGGAGGAGACUUUUCUGCUCCGUGUCUGGAUCCUGAGCGGCUCUGACAGCUGGAACCCUCCUCCCUCUACGGACAAGGACAGAGCCGCAGAGCUGCAUCACUCAGGGGUCGCGGAGGAGGGAGCAGACGGCCUCAUGUGUCCCGAAAACAAGAUGACCUCAGUGCAGAGAGUUGAAGAUUGGAUAUGAACAUGUGAGUGGUGAAGUUGCAUAUGUGAAAUUGUAAUCAGCUGUGAUGGAGCUCUGGCCUGCAGUGGCCUGGCUCCUGCUGCUCAUCGCCAUCUUGGAUCUUCUGAAAAGCUGCCACAGCAGAGACUUCACUGAGCAGGACGUCAUAUUGCUUUACCCCUCAAGUACUCCAUUUCCUGGUGGAUUCAAGUGUUUCACCUGUGAAGAUGAACAGGAUAACUUUGAGUGCAAUCGUUGGGCACCAGAUGUUUACUGCCCACGUGAAGCCAAAUACUGCUACACCCGCCACAUUAUAGAUGUGAAAGGUGUCAGUUUGUCAGUGACCAAACGCUGUGCAGCUCUGGAUGACUGUCUUGCCACAGGAUGCAGUGAAAUGGAUCAUGAAGGAAAAAAGGUGUGCACAGCCUGCUGUGAAGGAAACAUUUGUAACUUACCGGUUCCACGGAACGAAACAGACAGUAUCUUUUCCACCAGAUCACCUCACAGCGGCAGCACUGAGCGGCUGUCGCGCAGUCAAACACAGACUUUCUCAAUCACCAUUGCUCUCCUGAUCAUUUUAAGGGGAGUUUGAAACCUGAAGACAAGGAUGUGCUGACAAUUGAAAGGAACCUGUCAUUGGACCACAUACAUUUUGGUUUAAAUGAGCACUUACCACUAGAAUAAGAGUUUAAUUUGUAGGUUAUUAAAACACUUUACAAUAAGGGUGGGGAUUAGGUGAAUUGGACACCCUAAAUUGACCAAAGGUGUGAGAGUGCGAGUGAAUGGUUGUUUGUCUCUAUGUGUGUGGCCCUGCAAUGGACUGGCGAACUGUCCAGGGUGUACCCCGCCUAUCGCCCGAUGUAGCUGAGAUUGGCACAGCACCCCCCACAACCCUCUGGUGGAGGAUAAAGCGGUAGAUGAUGACUGACUGACAAUAAGGGUACAUUAAGUGUGGUCCGUGAGCGACCCCUAGUGGUCUGCGAGGUGACAAGCAAGUAACAUAUCAUGUUUUAAAAUUUAAAAUGUCAACCUUAACCCAACCAAUUUCAGUGUUUCUCAAACUGCCUGCGACAUAUAUGUGUUGUUUUCAAUAUCAAAUCAAGUAGUUUAGGAGGUUGCAAUUUGUGAACUGUUGAAGUUGGCAUAUUGUUUUGCGGCUAUUUUGAGUUCCGUGAGUGUUUUCUUAUGGGUUAAGUGGUCCUUGGUCUUAAAAAGUUUGAGAAACACUUCACUAUAGUUUUUGCCAUUAACCCAUUCACACCCCUUUACUCAGUGCAUGUAUCUGCAGUGCACUUUCUAUCACACAUCUGCCCUACCCAUUCAAACACUGCCUACAGCCAUCAGGAGCAACGUGGGGUUAAGUGUCUUGCCCCAGGACACCUUAUGUAGACUAGGGUGUGGAAAUCUAACCCACAAUCUUCAAUUUGAAAGACGAUUUGCUCUACCACUGGUGCACUGUCGAUAUGGGUGCUCAGGCAACAACACGUGCAGUAUUAAAAGUAUGUGUAGUUCAGUCUCAGUGUUCUUUAUCAUUUCAUCAGCACAGUUUCUCUUUGCCAAACCCUCAACGGUCAUGAUUUUCUGCUUCAUGUAUAAAUGUAAAGGAUCUUUGUGAAGAAAUAAUGUGACGGUUGUGUAUUUUAAAGCUUAUGCGGUAUUUUCUUUUGUUUUUAUGAGCCACAAGUAUGAUUAAUGCAGUGGGACUGGUUCAAGUGAAGGGACUGUCUUUUUUUAUUUUAUUUAAUUUUUUUAAAUGUAGGAUUUGAUGUUGCACGUGUGAGUCCAUAAUCCAUGUUCUAUGUGAAUCAAUGCAUGUACAUUUAGAGUAUUUAUUUUUAUAUCCACUGUUGUUGUGAGGAAUGUGAGACUUUGGGGUCUGAGUGUUACAGAGUUCAGAUUACGGCAUCAACGACUUCUCAUUUUUUCAGAUCGACUCAUCUGUCAAUCAAGUCGAAGUCGAGUCGACAAGUCAUUUGAUGACAUCAUCACAUUGACACAGCGGAGGAGCACAGCUGUACAACAAUGAUGAUUAUUGUCUGUAUGUGUAGUUAAGGGCACUUUAAAAAAAAAAGAGAAAUCAACAGAUCUUCUCAAAGACAUUUAAACAAAACAAAACAUAGGCCUUGAAUUUUCAGUUAGUUUCACACAGAGAGGGAAACAACAACGCGACUUGUCGACUCGUCACACGACUUGUGCCACUAACAUCGAUGUGUUGACACAUUGGUUUUUCUAUUAAUGCCCUAGUUCAGAUCAUAACAAAGAAUUCCACUUCAUUUUCUCCACUUGUUGAAUUCCAUGAAAUGUUUUUUGUAAUUACUUUGCUAAAAAACAUUGUACAUGCACAGAUUGUGCACGUCUGAGGCCACUGUAAUUGUAACUUUAACAAGCUAUUUCAGUGUCCAUAUUUUACAGCAUGCUGCCCUCCAUAGUUAGAAAUUAAUGUAAUCGACAUAAAAUCUUCCUCUGCACUAUCCUAAUCCUGUGUCUUCCACUUUGUAUUAAUCAUGACAAAGCUAUGAGAGUCACGUGAUACGCUGAACAAGAUAGCAGCCUAGGCUGUCAGCUCCCAGCCCAGCAUCGCUAAAUUGUUGAUUUUUCUGCAGAUACGAGUUUCGACUUUGACUUUUUGACACAUCGCUGGCCUUGAAGAGGGGAUCGAGGGCUCUAACUCUGCUCAGUUUCUCACACACUUGUUUCCCAAAUGGUUCCCCGGUCUCUGUGACAUUAAGAUAGUGGUUAUGAGAGUGCAUCAGAUGUUGCUCGUAGCAGCCUGCUACCCUCCCCUCAGAGGCAGUGGCACCAGAGCCUGCCUAAGGAUCAACCAAGAAUCCAGAGCCAGGUUAGCUCCAACUAGCUAACUUUGU
Molecule: messenger RNA, 3149 nt
Organism: Solea solea (common sole)
Lineage: Eukaryota; Metazoa; Chordata; Actinopteri; Pleuronectiformes; Soleidae
Product: ly6/PLAUR domain-containing protein 6-like
Exons: 6
Coding region: 353-877 (174 amino acids)
Biological process (GO): positive regulation of canonical Wnt signaling pathway
Molecular function (GO): acetylcholine receptor inhibitor activity
Source: RefSeq, a predicted model, not a curated record